UCCACUGGGCCGAGUUCAGCGUACCCUUGUAUAUAACUCAGCUCCAGUUUGGCGUUUUAGGGUUCACAUCUAGCUGCAGUCUGAGCUUCCCUGCGUGAAGGAGAAAUACUUCUCUCCCAAACAUGGGUAUCUCCCGUGAUUCAAUGCACAAGAGGCGUGCAACAGGUGGCAAGAAGAAGUCAUGGAGGAAGAAGCGAAAGUACGAGCUUGGACGUCAGCCAGCAAAUACAAAGAUCUCAAGCAACAAAACCGUAAGACGGGUCCGUGUUCGAGGUGGAAAUGUGAAAUGGAGAGCCCUACGAUUGGAUACUGGAAACUACUCAUGGGGGAGUGAGGCAGUUACCCGUAAAACCCGUAUCCUUGAUGUGGUUUAUAAUGCAUCGAACAAUGAGCUUGUCCGAACACAAACCUUGGUCAAGAGUGCAAUUGUUCAGGUAGAUGCUGCCCCCUUUAAACAGUGGUAUCUCCAGCACUAUGGUGUUGAUAUUGGCAGGAAGAAGAAGGGAACUGCCAAGAAGGAUUCUGCCGAGGAGGUAAGUGAAGCUGCUGCUGCUGAGGAGACUAAGAAAAGUAAACAUGUUGAAAGAAAACUAGAGGCACGUCAGAAGGACCGUAAUCUGGAUCCUCACCUCGAAGAGCAAUUUAGUUCUGGUAGGCUUAUGGCGUGCAUUUCCUCCAGGCCUGGCCAAUGUGGCAGAGCUGAUGGGUACAUUUUGGAGGGAAAAGAACUCGAGUUUUACAUGAAGAAAUUGCAGAGGAAGAAGGGCAAGGCGGCUGGUGCUGCUGCUUAAUGAUUGCUUUUCUUAAAUUGCAAGAUUCUUUUUAUCUUGUAGCUGUGUUUAUUGCGACGGCCCAAAGUGGUUUUUGAAUUACUGUUUUUUUAUGUACGUUUUAUGAAACUUGUUUUCUGUUCUUGACACAAUAUAUUAUGUCUUGCUUUGUUUGAUCAGCAUUUGAUAUUCACCGAAUAAGCAAGUAAAAAUGUUGAGGUGUAAAAUAACGUCACAUUUGCCAAGUUGAAACUUGAAAGGCUAAUUGUAACGUCACAACACAUGUUAAUAAUGUCUAGCUUUAUAAUAACUAGAUUCUCACCUGCACGAUGCGCGGAUGAAA
Molecule: messenger RNA, 1113 nt
Organism: Cuscuta europaea
Lineage: Eukaryota; Viridiplantae; Streptophyta; Magnoliopsida; Solanales; Convolvulaceae
Source: the annotation of a GenBank genome assembly